CAUUGCUGCAUUCAGGUGUGUGUUCACGUUGUACAGCAGCACAUUUGCUAUUAAGUCGUCAGAAGUUUGCCGGAAAUAAUUUGGUAAUCAUACGCAAUAGUUGUUCGUGAAGAGGUGACUUACAGAUCGGCUGAUUCUUAUUUACUUGGAGCAACUAAAAACCGGCAAAAUGUCAGAUUGGGAUACAUACACAGUGUUGAAGAAGAGGGUCGCGAAAGGAUCCACAAUGAAGAGCGAGCAGGCGGUGAACGCAGCCAGAAGACAGGGGGCUCAAGUUGACACCCAGCAGAAAUGGGGUGCUGGCAGCAACAAGCAGCAUGCUGCAACUAAAAACACAGCAAAAUUGGAUAGGGAGACAGAGGAGCUGCGCCACGAGUCCAUUUCACUCGAUAUUGGAAAGCUGAUCCAGCAAGGCAGACAGUCAAAAAAUAUGAGCCAGAAGGAGUUGGCCACGAAGAUCAACGAGAAGCCGCAAGUCAUCACCGAUUACGAAGCAGGCCGCGGUAUUCCGAAUAACAUAAUCCUCGGAAAAAUCGAACGGGCGAUCGGUUUAAAACUGCGCGGUAAACGAUAAUGGCCAAAAAUCCAUGGUCGUCAAUAAAAUGACUACACUUAAGUGUAUGACUUAAUAAUUGUUGGGGGAUAUUUCAACAACAACUAAUCUUUGUCAUUACGCUCUUUCUUUUUUUUUUAAUAAAAACUUAUUUACAGAUAUAUUGGUACAAUAGAUAUGUAUGUAACUUUAAUAGAUUACUUUUUGUGCUUUAUGAACGACUGUUUAUUAAUAUUCUUGCAGUAUAUUAAAAAUUGAUCUAAAACGC
This is a messenger RNA of Nicrophorus vespilloides, 821 nucleotides long. Its product is annotated as endothelial differentiation-related factor 1-like. Gene Ontology annotation, cellular component: nucleus. The record is from RefSeq and is a predicted model, not a curated record. The transcript is spliced from 2 exons. Bases 170 to 574 code for a protein of 134 amino acids. Lineage: Eukaryota; Metazoa; Arthropoda; Insecta; Coleoptera; Silphidae. Gene Ontology annotation, molecular function: DNA binding.